Chlorocebus sabaeus (green monkey) is the source of this 10052-nucleotide messenger RNA. The record is from RefSeq and is a predicted model, not a curated record. Lineage: Eukaryota; Metazoa; Chordata; Mammalia; Primates; Cercopithecidae.
CCGGGUGGGCUCCGCUGAGGCUUGGCUACCUGGGGAGGUAGCUGUGCAGGAGAGCGCCAGACACGCUGCUCCCACUCCUGUCUGGGGCAUGUCUGAAGUGGGCUGGCUGACUUGACUGGCUUGGAUCCUUAUCAGUCUGGUGUUGCAGAAGAGAAAAUGGAUGGAAUACUCCACAUGGUCUCACUUGCCUUUCUGAACCACCCUGGCUGAAGCUGAAGCCCGGGUCUGUGUGUACUCAGAGAUCCAUUUGCCCAAGGCUAGGAGCACAGCACUCCCCAUGCCCAGAUCUUGCCAGGGGUGUUUUCCUUCUUCCCCUCUCCAAGUCAGUUUAGUGUCUCUUCCCACAAACCCUCCUCGGCCUCCUGCCCCAAGAGGUCACCCCUUACACACUUCCAAAGCAGGGUUGUCUGAGCCCCUGGUGCUGACAGAAGAGCCCAGGGCUCCAGCCCAGGCUGUGGCCGCAGAUGGUAUCUUCCCAGAGGAGAGGAGGGAAUUGGAGAGGGUGGUGAUGGGUGUUGGGGUGCCAGCGUUGGGUAGCUGGGAGGUAGGAGGAAGAAACCAGCCCACCAUGGCUCUGGAGAAGGAAGAAGUACACCUGCCCACUUCUCACAGCCCAGAUCCUUCUCUAUGCAGGGAAGUGUUAUCUUCUGGGAGCUGCCAUGGUUCAGCCUGGCUUCUGAUCACUGUUCUUUAAUCCUCUGUAUCUGGAAAAAACUCUAGUUGUAGAUCUACGGAAGGACAUAUGAAGGUGAUGGGUGGACCAGGAGGGCCGCCCUGACUGUUAUGGCUUACCAGGGUAACAGUGCCGAUGAUGGUUAGCACUCAGCCAGGGCUGCUGCAUCCCCGAGCAGUUCUUUGAUCACAAACCAUGCAGUGUGAAAUCACGCGGGGUGUUGUACGCCAGGGUUGCUACCGCCUGCUUGAGCAUUCAGCACUUAGGACCACGGGAAACCAAACCAGAAGGGUUUUCCUGGGCACCCUCCACCUGACACCAGCCCUAGGGGCUCCCCUGACUCUCAUGUCCUGCCUCUCUCCUGGAACUCCCCUUCCACUCUGCACUGCACCAGGGAGUGCUUGACUGCCUUGCAGCUCCUCAAACCCUGCUUUAACCAGGGGGGAGGUUCAGGAGUCAUUGCUUUUUUCUCUCUGCCACUUGCCAAAUUCUGAAAUCACGUUGAGCAAGCCCACCCACUUCAGGCCUCACUGAGUCCUGUCUUUCAUUCCUGGGUUAGAGAAACACUGCCUGCAAGGACAGAUCUGUGGAAACACUGGGUCCCUGUGAAUCAGGUGCCCGAGGGCACAUGUGAGCAGAUGCUGAUGAGAUCAGUCCUGCAGGAGCAUCUUUACAACAGAAUGUGUUAUUUUCCAUAAGUGGCUUGUUUAAUGAUCCAAACAGUCAAAUAGCUUUGCUGGUAGGACUUGGGGUUAAAAAAAUGAGGCCUAAUUGCAGCUUUUUUCUUCAGCACCAAUUCAUGAGAAUGCCUGCUCGCUGAUCCCAGGUGACUGAACCUCCCACAAAUGGGUGCUUUGGGUCACAAAGGGGACAGGGUCAAAUCCCUCAGGCAAAGAAUGACUGAGGUGUGUGACUCACUGACCAGGCCGGGACUUCACAGCAUUCAUUCAUUAAACAAACCUGCUGUGUGCCAGGUAUCAUUCUGGGAUGCUGCCCAUGACACAGCCCCUACCCUUGAAGAGCUCGAGGACCUUCGUGGAAAAUCAUUUUGAUACGCACAGGACUUGGGACCUUUAUGUUCAACUCUUUUUUUUUUUAUGUUCAACUCUUUAAAAAAUGGUUCCCAGCCCCAGCUCUCUUAGCAAGGCUUUCUAAUUCAUUAUCUCAUUUAAUCGUACCAUGAGUCAGGCAGGGCAGUAAUACAUGGGAAAGGAGGGUGGGGGUGGGGAUAGUGUGACCUGUCCACCAGGUCCUGUUGCAAAUUGACAGUAGAUCCCAGGCCUCCUGUUAGCCCAAGCUGCUUCUGCUGUCACACUGCAGCCUUCUGCAAGGAUGGGGUGGUACUGUCCUCCUCAGUUUUCGUUCUCUUUCAUUUUAAAAUGAUAAACCUGAGUCACAGGAUAUUUAGGAGGAGGCAUUGUCAUUAAGUCCAAGACAAGACGGUCAGAUUUGUUAUCCUAGUGGGUUACAAUCCAAAAUACUCUGGAGCAUGCUGAGAUUAAGGUGGUUGCCAAGGGAACAGAAAACAGCCAUGAGUAAACAAAUCAAGACUUAAAAGGAUUUAGAUCAGGUCUAUGGCCAGGUAAGUGCAGAGCUUUGUAUCUUGUCCAAGGCCAGGUAAGUGCAGGUCUGCAGUGGGGAUCUGUGGCCACGUGGUCACAGAUGUGGAAACAUCCUGCAAACGCAGCCACGCUGCUUCAUACAGGCAGUGCAGUGGCUGGCAUGGGGAGCCAGGUGAGCUUCAUGAUGUUGGGGCUUCUGGAACUGCCUACGUCAUCCUUGUAUUUCUUUGUUAGGAGCAAGUCUGGAGCUAAGAAAAAUGGUGUAAGUUCUCAGAAAAUGGUUGUUUUUUGGCAAGGGACACGCGCUUCAAGUCAUCCGGUAAGGCGGUCAGCCUCAUUGAGAGGGUUUGGUGUCCCACUGCCCAGCCCCAGGGGAGCUGCCUGACAGAGGGUAGACUGCAGUGACCAGAGGCGGCCGCUCAGCCAUGCAAUAGCACAGGCCCCUCAGGGACUUGGCAGAGGGAAACUGGUGGGAGUGGGGGAUGCUCCUGAAACCUUUUGUUAUUAUUUUUAAGUGGUUUGAAUUUGUUAAAGAAAUAUCUUUGGCCUUUAGGCAGGAGGAGGAGUAUUGGGGCCAAAAAUAGCCUGUUCUCACUAUCACUGUUCUUCCUGGAUUGUGGCAGGGGCAGUGAGAGGGGGACUCCCUUAAGUUAUCCCUUAGGCUAAAAAGAGAACAGCCUCUCGGGUUGACUGGGUUUGGAGGAGGUGUCCUAAACAGGCUGUUCAACAGAGAACUUUUCGUGAUGAUGACAGCGCUCUAUUUCUGUGCUAUCCAGACCAUAGCCACUAGCCACAUACGGCUAUUGAGAAUUUAAAUGUGGCUGGUGCGGCUGAGAAACUGAACUUUAUUCAAUUUUAAUUAAUUUAAAUAGCCCCAGGUAGCUACUGGGCAGCACAGCCCCAGGGAUGAUAGGAUGACACUCCUAUUGAUAAGAAACUAGAAACAUUGUUUCUUUUCCCUCCACCUUCUCCCCUCGGCUCACCACCUAGGUGAGAGCCAGAUAGUUCUGGGGUUCAAUUCUGGCUUUGUCAUUUAAACCAUAGGUCCUUGGGCAAGUAACUUAUGUAAAGCAUGGGGUAUAGUGCCUGGCACACAGCAAUCACUCAAUAAAUGGUAGCUAUUGUUGUUUUAAUAAACUAGAGUGGUUACUUGCAGAGCAAUUGUGCCCAUGGAAAGGGAAAAAAGGGUUUUCCCUUGUUUAGCUUAACCCACACAAAGAAUUAACCAUCCCCAGUGUGAAGCAGGCCUGCUGCAAGUUUAAGGGUUUGAAUUGAUGUCAUAGGUCACAUCCUGGGUUUUAAUUCCAAGGAAAGAGAACUUUGGAGCAGAUGAGGCCUCACGCUGAGCCUCACAUCUUCAUCCAGGUCUCUGCAGAGCCACUCAGCCCUCACAGUUGUGGCUGGGGCGGCAGCUUUGCCUGCACCUCCUCAUUCCUCGCAUUGCAUCAGCACUCCUUCUCCUCCAAACCCUUAGGGCCAUCUUUUCUCUCUGUGCAGACUUAGCUAUCAGAGGUAGCCUGCAGAGGAGCAUACGUUCAUUAAACAGACAUUGACUGAGGACCUAUUAUACGCUGGAUGUGUGGGAUACAGAGACGCUAAAAUAGUCGCUGCCCUUUGAAGUUCAUAACCUGGUGGGGAAAACAAAAGUGUGCUAAAUUCCAAAUCUGGGAUCAGCAUAAGGUGCUUUGGAGAGAGAGAUCAGACUGAUGUCCAGUCCUGGGGAGAUGGGAGAGGCUUUUUAAGGGGGAGAUGGUUGCCCUACUGAGGAAGUCCUGGGGACGCAGCCCCACAGGAGGAACUGGAGGAUGAGGGGAGCAGGGUCUGAAGCUGCCCUGAGGAGGCCCAUGGGGUGAUCUGUUUGUCCACCUGUUGUGCCCCAAAGUGACUACAGUGCAGAGUCUGGGACAGGGUUCACCCGAACUACACGUCUACCCAUGCUCUACAGGAGCCAUGAGCUACGCAUCUACCCACAUGGGAGCCGGGUCUGCUGUUCUCCAGGACGCCUUGGUUGUGGGUGUUCCAGGUCUUUGUUAAGGUCCAGAGUCCAGCUGCCACGUGGACCUGUCAGGAUAGUGGUGAUCCCUGUGCCAGCCACUGCGCUGCCUGUAUGAGGAAGCAUGAAGCAGGGCUGUGUUCGCAGGGUGUUUCCAUAUUGGCACUCCAUCGUGCUCACUGCAGCCCCUAAGAAUGGGGUGAUGGGGAACCUUGGGGGAGACAGGAGGUGGGUGUGUGUGCACGAAACUACAGAAGUCAAGUGCCUAAGCUCAAACCACAGUGGCAGAGCAGAGAAUGGAGGCCUCUGGGAGCCCUUUGGGCCUUGGCUUCCCUGCUGAGACACGGCAGGUUUGAGGUGGUAUUGCCUGUGUCUGUGUCCACCCCCAUCCCCUAGCUGUGUUCUUUUCCUUUCUAUUUUGGUUCAGCUUACCUAGAAAAUGCUGCUAAAAAUAUGGGAGACAUCCUCAGGCAUAUUAUUGAUUUUGCUUUUGAAAAACAUGGUCUUCACCAAGUGUUCCCAUUUCUCUUAUGGUCUGCAGAGGAGAUGAACACUGGGAGCUCUGGCAGGUGACAGCAGGGGCUGGAGAGCAGGGCAGUGUUGAUGUGCUUUGAGUGGAGGCACAGGUGGGGUUGGUCAUGAGCACCUGGGGUGCUGGUGUCAAUGUGUGGGAACUCAACAUCUGCCCUAUGGACUCGUUUGUCUUUCCAGUAUUCCCUUCCUGUUGCCUCUGUUUAAAAUACCAAUUUCCUUGGGACGAGGAACUCCAAAAGUCCCACAUCCAGCAGUGAGGUGUCUCCAGGAGCAGUGAAGGGAUGGGGUGGGGGUUGGGGUAGGAGCAGGUUCUCCAGAGGCCACAAGCGGACGGGUGGGGCCGGUUGGCGCCUGGUGGGGCAGACUGGUUCUCCGAGUGAGCUGUGAAAGCAGGCAGGCCUGGUCUCCCCACCUGGUGUUGGGGGAAGGGGCUGAUUUUACAGCCUAGGGGCUCCCACCUGGAAUUCUCCAGUUCCUAGGCUCCAGAAGGCACAGUGGGCACCUACAGAGCUGCAGAGGGGACCCUCAUGAUAUCGGGAGGCCCGCAUCUCUCAACGCCCUCCAUCAGGGACAGCGCCACCCCAACUGCCACAUCCGCUGUCUGCUGCAAGGAUCCCUGCCUGGGACUUGGAGAGUCACGUUUCUCCACCUGGCAGCUACAAAGAGGCCACAGAGAAAAAAGCCAAUUUAAUGUUCUUCUACCACUUGUGACUUUUAAAAUCACUUUUCCUCUCAGGCCUCUGUUUCUUUGUCUGUCAAAUGUACACCGUCAGGCACGUUCUCACUGGGGCCCAGGUUUUUACUUCCCUGUUGUCACACCCUAUUUAUGUCUGAGGGUCUCAGUCCCAGGGCGGUGCAGUGGAACUCAAGCUGGGUCACGGUGCCGUGUCCCCAUCUGGGCUCUGCUACUUAGAGCUGUGGGUGUUGGAGGAAGCCACUCUGUGUUUCAAUUUUAUUUUCCUAUCUAUAAAAUGGGAUAAUAUUAAUACCCACACAAGCUAUACCCACACAAGCUACGGUGCACAUGGUUAUUGGAAGGUUUCCACGAGAUCAUACAUGGAAAAGGGCUUUGUAAAAGGCAAGUUAUGUCCAACUAAGGGACAUUAUCAUUAAAUGGCAGCUGGAAGCUGUAAUUUGGUUCUGCCCUCUCACGCCCGCUGCUACUUCAGACAUUCUAAGUUGCUCUUCUAUGGGAUAUCUCUGGCUUGACUGCGGGUUCCGUUCUGAGGAGGUGUGGUCAGUAGGGACCAGAUGUCUUCUUCCUUCCCCUCUGGUCACUCUUAGUGAUAUAACCCAGGCCAUAUAGUCAGACAGACUUCAGCAAAACUGUCAGCGAGGGCAGCUCCCCGAUUCGGCCCCUUUGACUGUUGUCUCCAGUCCUGAAACCCUCGCCCCGGGCCGCUCCGCCGCCGGGCUCCGGCGCUCAGUCCAUAUUACUCGCGGAAAGGCCGGCGUCUCCGUCCGACUCUCUUUCCUGGUCGCUGGGGGCGGUUUGUGGGCCUGGCCUUGGGAUUAGGAAAAUAGGGAUGGUGCCUAUUUAGGGAUGAGGCCGAAUGCGGGCCUCAGGGAAUCCCGAAAGGGGGAAUGUCUGGAUCGGCGGAUCGGACGUUCAGGCCCAGGAACCGGCCCCCGCGUGGUCGCCGCUCGGGCGCGGGCGCAGCGCUAGCAGCCCCGUUUUCCGCCAGCCGGGCUGCCGGAGAGUUAGACCUCCCAGCCUCACGGGGCUGCUGUGCGGCUGCAGCGACGCCGGCGACUGCGGCGCUGCAGCGGAGACGGAGGGCUCGGGAGGCGGCGCCAUGUGAGUCCGCGCGGGGCCGCGCUGGGGCCGCGGCGAGAGGUUACCGUAUUUACCGAGGCCAGAGCCGGACCCUCGAGGGCGGGUCACUGCGGGCGCGCUACCGUAUUUGCUGGGUCCCGCGCAGGUCCUUUCCGGGAGUGGGAGCGCCGCGACUUAAUUACGGACUGGUGAUUGCAGCUGGAAGUGCCCAUGACCGAGCUGGCGUCCUCCGGGGGCGGGUCCCCUGCGGGGGACGGGGAGGAGGGUCUGGGGGACGAGCGAGGCCUGGUCAUCCACCACCCUGCGGAGGAGCAGCCGUACCGCUGCCUGCUGUGCGGCCAGACCUUCUCGCAGCAGCCCAGCCUGGUGCGGCACCAGAAGGCACACGCCGGGUCGGGCCGCGCGGCUGCCUUCGUGUGCCCCGAGUGCGGCAAGGCCUUCAGCGUCAAGCACAACCUCGAGGUGCACCAGCGCACGCACACCGGGGAGCGGCCCUUUCCCUGCCCCGAGUGCGGCCGCUGCUUCAGUCUCAAGCAGAACCUGCUCACGCACCAGCGUAUCCACAGCGGCGAGAAGCCGCACCAGUGCGCGCAGUGCGGCCGCUGCUUCCGCGAGUCGCGCUUCCUGCUCAACCACCAGCGCACCCACGCGCGCAUGCCCGCGCCCCACCCGCGCCGCCCCGGGGUUUUCGGGGAGCGGCGGCCCUACUUCUGCCCCCGCUGCGGCAAGAGCUUCGCACGCGAGGGCUCACUCAAGACCCAUCAGCGCAGCCACGGCCACGGGUCCGAGGGCCAGGCGGCCCACUUAGGACGCGUGCUAUGAUGCGCCCGGGGCCUGCUGCCAACUGCUGCUUCCUGCCCCGCACGUGCGUCCCCGACCCCUGGAGAUGGCCCUGGGCCGCAGCUCCCUCUCUGGAUGGGAUCCCGGGAGAGGGGCAGCGUUGGCUUGGGCUCUUGAAGGUGUGGGCCGCCGCCAGGCUCCGGCUGCCCCCUUGCGUUCCUCCCUCGGGACCGUCUGGCUGGCUGCGCGUAGCUGCUUCGGUCUCCUGCCAUGGUUCUCCUUCUCUGGCCCAUCCGGCCUAGAGCAGAAUGUCAGAGUUGAAAGAGACUUGGAGAGGGCCACUUUCCACAAUCCCCACGCCCAACCUCAGCCCCCAGGCCUCCUGGCUCCUGUACACACCCUCUGCUGUCCUUGAGAUGUCAUUUCACUUCAUGUUUCAGUUUGCUCAUCUAUGCGGAGUGGGCAGGAUCCUAUGACCCGAUAGCUGCAGGACCCAUCUGGACAUGGAGACCAGGAAUGGGGUGCUGUGGGGGCCUGGCUGGCACUGCACCUGGGCAUGAGGGCACAUCCAGUAAGAAGACCUGCCUCAAGAGGUGCACUGCGGUGCCCAGUGGAGGUGACUGGUUGGAGACUGGAAUUGGUGGCACAUUCCAAGCUCUGGUGGACAGAUUCCCCAGGCCUGGUGGGAAUCGCAGCUGGGGCAGACCUCAUCCUGGCUGCCUGGCCACAGGCCCCACUGUCUGCCACUGGUGGUAGGAUGUUGCUUGUGUGGAGAGCUGGCUUCUCUGCUCCCACCUGGUCCACCACUUGGCUAGAGUUCGGAGACAGGAAGUGACUGGUCUAAGCUAACACGGCAAGUUGGUGGCCGACCUGGUUCUAGAGGCAAAACCUUCUGCCAGAUGUGAAUGAAACCUGCAGGCUUCAUUUUCCUUUCUGAGCAGUGCUUCUUAGCACUUUGGAGACAUGAAGCCCUCGGAAAAUCUGAUGAAGGUUAUGGACCUUCCCUAGGAAAACAGGUAACUGACAUAGACUCAAAAACCCCAGGCAAUUUCAGGAGCCACUGGACUCCCUGAAUGAAACCCAUCCCUGGACUCCUCAGCCCUGACUUCACCUGCUGCCCGUUCCUUACCUGUCACACAUUGAGCCCCGAGUCAAGGCCACUGUACAAGUAGUGCCCUCCCUCCCCCUGGCCAAGCCUCCUUCCCUUGUUCAGGAAUAAAGAAUUCCGAGGAGGAGACCUUUUUAGUCAGUCCCUUCUCCCAGACCUAAAGAAUGAUGCAUCAGGUUUCUGGAACCUCAUUUCCCUUCCCCAGACAUUGGCAGAGGUCCCUUGGGCUAGAUUUUCUCUUCUGGUUUUGUGUUUCUUGUUUUGCCUGACUGGCCGCUGGCUUCCACAAAGGAGCCCUUUGCUCCUGGCCUGGGCUCUGAUUUCACUGUGUGGUCUCAGGGGAAGCUGGACUGCUGUGGAUGCUGGUGGGAGUUUGAGUUUGGCCUGAGUCUGCCCCAGGGAGAAAGAAUCCUGCUUCCACCAACCAAGCCCAGUCAGCGGUGCCUCCCAGCUGGCCAAGUGUUCAGCCCCGUGGGCUGGGGAGGAAGAGGAUGAGGGCCUCGCUCCUGGUGCCUGUGGCUCUGGGCAGGGGGAGAGGUCGGUGGAGGAGCUUUCUGUGUGUUCUCUGAGCGUGCAGCAGUGCAGUUGAAGGGAACAGGGCCCAGGCUGGCAGCAGGGAGAGGACUCCUCCCAUCUUCACACCUGAACCAGUCAGCCUGGAAGCCACAAGUUCUCACUUGCUUCCCCAGAAUGAACAUCAGAAAAGGCAAAACUGACCAGGGCUGGGCUGGGUUUGGGUCAGGGUGGUUGGAGGGCAGCCUGUGGAUUCCUGCACUGGAGUCUUGCUGUCUUCGAUGCCGUUUGGAUCAUACAUUCUUACAUCCUACUGUAUGCCUCGCCCUGGAAUAGCGGAACGCUCAGGGGGAGAUCCGAGAAUGAGAAGGUGCUCCCAGCCCCAGGAGCUUCCAAUCUGGCUCUGAUCCUUGGCUGACCUAGAGGAAACCUCCACCCACACUCCUUCUCUGCUAAUGGUGCAGUUUGUGUCCCCCCUGCCCAUCACUGCUGUGCUCAUUCCUGCCCGUGCCUUCCCCUGUAUUGCUCGGACAUGUCCCCUUUCCUCUUCUCUACCCAGCUAAACCCUUCUGAUCCACGGGGCCCGGCUUCCCAAACAACCCAGCCCACAUUCCUCCUUCCCUCUCCGAACAGGCCCUGUGUGAGCCCCCGCCCCCACACUGCGUGCUGUCCCACAGAUGCUCCAGUCUCCUGUGUGUGUGUUUUGAGUCCCCAACUAGACAGUGAGCUCCCUGAGGGCAAGGGACUGUCAUUUCCUCUUGAGCCCUACCAGGAUCUAGCACCGAACUGGGCUUCUAACUCUCAGGAAACACUUGUCGACUGCCUCAAGCGCCGGAGCUUGUCGGUGGCCGGUAAUGGGCAGUGCACGUGGGGAGAGGGUAUGUGAGUUAACUCGAGGGUGCCUUUUAUUGGGCUGUGGGCUGGCUCCCCUGGGUCAAAAGUGGAUGUCGGAGGCCUCAGGCUCUUAUCUCAUUGGGGCAGUGGGAGCAUCAGGGACCCCUCCCCUCGGCUCUGCAGGAGUGCACAGAAGUGGUCGUCCAGCCUGGAUAUUUCUACAGGUCGCUGACACCUGCGGGAGCUGACUGAGUGAAAUAAAUGUUCUCUCGACAUCA